Messenger RNA from Pichia kudriavzevii, 2556 nucleotides. RefSeq lists its product as uncharacterized. The record is from RefSeq and is a predicted model, not a curated record. The coding region runs from base 1 to 2556 and encodes 851 amino acids. The transcript has a single exon. Lineage: Eukaryota; Fungi; Ascomycota; Pichiomycetes; Pichiales; Pichiaceae.
AUGAGGAAAUUGUUUUCUAAAAGGAACCCUACUCCUAAUGAAGUGCCUGACAGUAGAGGCGAAACCGGAUGUGCAUCGAUAAACUCAAGUCAUUCAAGUCACUCAUCUCAUUCAAUACCAAGAUCCCUUAGUAGACAACAAGAAUUUCCGCUAGAUCUAAACAUAGACUCAAAUACAGUAUCUCCCAGCUUUCAGUAUUCGUACAACUCCGAUACUACAUCAUUAUUCAGUUCUAAAAGAACAGUCUCGACUGGAUUAUCGUCUAAUGCAGGCUCCAACACAUCGUAUAACCAAAAGGGGAAUGAACAGUCGAAAAUUGUUAGUAGAGGUAGACCAUUAAGAGUCCUACUAGAAGAAGAUCAAGAGGAAAAUUAUGAACUACAGAAUCUAGCUAGCCCAGCAAUGAUGGGUAUUGCCACAAAUAGUGAAGCUUCUAUGCAACCAUAUAACCAAAAUUCAAGUUUAUCAACUUCAGCGGGACUUAGAGCCAAGGCAAGGAAGAAAUCAAGUAAUGCAGAUGACGCAUCUAUUCUAACUGAAACUUCUAGCUCUAGUGCGACAACAUCGAACUUUGAGGGGGUUCUUUCAGACAACGAAAUUGUAACUCAAUUGAAUGAAUAUAUCAAAGCCCAGCUUAAAAUCUUAGCCAGCUCGAUUGAUAACGUCAUCAUUCAGAUUUAUCAAUCUGUCUUGAAUUUAACAAAAGCAACAGUAAUGAUAUCGGAGAGCAUGGAAAUGAUUAUCUUGAAGAUAAGUAAUGCAAAGAAUAUAGGUAUGCUACCUAGAAAACAAUUUGAUACCAUCAAUACAAUUGGUCUUCGCAAACUGAUCAAAAAUAUUUUGUUGUUGGUAGACUCUUUAUUAACUGGGAAUGUAUACAACAAAUCAAAAUCUUUAAUCUUGAAAAAUCUACAUGACUUGUUUGUUUUAAUCAGAGUAUUACCAAAGGGAACACCAGAUUUGUCAAACUUUGUGACAAAAAUGUCUCCUAAAAAUUUUGCUAUCGGCGCAACUGCUAAAGAUCCACCAAAUAUAAGCAAAGUGGGCUUUAUUAUGGAUAGAAUUUUGUCACGAGAUACCCGGCAAUUCUUUUCAGAUCAAAAUGGGUCUUUCAUAGCCCCUGUUCUGAGGGGAUUUAUUUUACCAGAACUUUCAAUAAUCACUUUUAUUUUUGGAUUUCCCAUGAUUUCCAAAGAGCAUCAAGAUGUCAUUAAGUAUUUUUCGACAAUAUCAGCUGAUAUUCAUUUUUUACUGCAGAAGAAUAAGAUUAUACAGGCAAGCGGAAUGAGACUUAAAUCUCCUUUCCGACAACUGGAUGAAGAUAAUGAUUAUGUUCCUAUUUCAAUGUCUAUAUCAACUGAUAUAUCAACAACAACCAGUGGUACGUUAGGUGGAUAUAUUUAUCCAAAAGUUGAUGACGAUGUUUUGAAUCCUAGAUUGUUGAAAUAUAAAGGUCAAGUUUUCGGGCUUACAUGUGCACAUGUUGUAUUGAAUCAAGAGAGUAUCUCAGGAGGUGCUGAAAAGUUACACCCAAGGGUAUUUACACCAUCUCCUGUGCUAAUUAACUUGUAUAGACGAGCACUAGUUAGUGAGAUGAUGAACCAUUCCAACACAACGCCGGAAUACAAGGUUUAUUAUGAUGCUGUUCAGAAAAUCGAUGAAAAAUAUCCAAUUGAGACAAUCGUUGUCAAUAGUAGGUCAAAGAAGAGAAACCUACCACCUAGUAGUUUAGGCAAUGUUGUUUGGGGGGAACGACUCAUUGAUGACAAUAAGUUGAGCGAUAUAGCCAUAAUAAAAAUCAACGAUGGAUCGAAGAAAAAAUUCGUCAAUUAUUUAGGAGAAGAUAUUCAAUUGUCUCAGUAUGACCCAUCCCUAAUACUUUCCAAUUUGAAUAUUAAAAGAACCGUGAGCUUGCAACCUCGUAAACACGGUAUCUUAAAUACAGCUAACCUUAACGUUUUUAAAAUUGGAAGUACUACUAAUUACACCAGAGGUACAUUGAACGGUAUGAAAUUAAUAUAUUGGUCCAACGGGUCCUUACGCAGUUCGGAGUUUAUAAUAUCAAAUGAAGAUAAUAAAGAAGGAUUUGCAAAUGGUGGUGAUUCGGGAGCAUGGAUUUUAUCAAAAUUAGUCGAUGUCAAUGAUACCAUAAACUCGUUUGAUGAUGAACCUCAAGAAAGUGGAACUGAGUCUGAGAGACAAGACGAUUACAAGAACAGUUUGGCGGCCUUUAUUGAGAGUUUUAUACCCAAAGUCUCUAACAAAACUGAACAAAUAAAUAACAAUGCAAAGAAAAAUAAACAGGAAAAUAGACAGACUGAAACUGGAUUAGGUGUAUUGGGCAUGCUUCAUUCAUAUGACGGAGAGUAUAAACAAUUUGGGUUGUUUUCACCAAUUGAUGAUAUCCUAGAUAGGUUAUAUACUAUCACAGGGGUGAAAUGGGGUAUUGUAGGGUGCUUUGAUGAUGACAAUACAGAAUUGUUCAGCAGUAAGAGUAUAGUCAGCGGUGAAAUGUCAUUAGUCUCUACCAGUGAUGAGAACGAUGUGAUAGACUAG